AUGGACAGUUCGGCGUCCUUCGUCUUUCCUUCAGGAGGAGAAGGCCUCCUCCGAACGACGUCCCUUCCAUACCUCGCCGGCGCAAUCGCCAUUGCUGCGGUCGUCGUUGUUUUUUCUCGAAUUGUGCAUGCGAAAUUCAUUCACCCACUUCGAAACUUCCCCGGUCCUCUGCUCAACAGCGUGAGCUCGAUCCCGGCUGCCUACCUCGUCUACAAGGGCACGCAGCCUCGCGCUUUCCAGAAGCUGCACAAGAAAUAUGGCCCUGUCGUUCGCACUGGACCGAAUGAAUUGAGCUUCAUCGGCGCUGAUGCGUGGGAGGACAUCUACGGCGUUCAGAAAGUCGGCGCCAACUUCCAAAAAGACCCAGCCUGGCUUGCUGUUGUCUCGCCCAAGGACGGCCAAACUGGUGUUAGCCUUGCGCCGCCAGAAACGCACACUCGUCAGCGAAACGCACUAGGAGCUACCUUCACAAACGAGGCUCUGCUCACUCAAGAAGAGCAUCUUCAGAUUCACGUUGACAAGUUUAUGGAAGUUUUGAGGGAUCAUUCAGCCAAGAACAAGGCUAUUGACUUCUCUCACUGGUACACUUAUCUGGCAUUUGAUAUCAUUGGCGAAGUCGUCUUCUCCGAGCCAUUCGGCACUCUCGACGAAGGUGAGAAUACUCAAUGGGCGAGAGCAAUCAACGACAUUUUCCAAUCCGGUGCCUGGGAGCAAGCUUUCGGACAAGUAGCAGGUGUCGGCACCUUGCUCCAUCGUUUGAUGGUUGAGGCUUUCAUCCCGGAAGCACCCAAAAUCUGGCGCCAGAAGCAUCUUAACCAAGCCACGCAAAAGACGAUGCGUCGACUUGCUAGCAAAGACCGUCCUCACCCAGACAUGAUCGGUCAUAUUCUCCAGAACAACGAGACUAAGAAGGCGAAGUUGUCCGAGACAGAACUCAUUCUCAACAUGGUCCAAUUUAUAUCCGCAGGCAGUGAGACAACAGCCAGCCUUCUGACCGGUUGGACAUACUUCCUCAUCGCCAACCCUGAAGUUUACAAGAAGGUCGUCGAGGAGGUUCGGGGAACUUUCAAGUCUGCCGACGAGAUUACGUGGGCAAGCAUGGGCAAAUUGGAAUACCUCCAAGCAACCGUCGAUGAAGCCCUCCGCCUUGUAUCGCCAGCACCCUGCAAUCAACACCGCGUUGUGCCCCCAACCGGCGCAGGCAACACCAUCGACGGUCAUUUCGUUCCCGCCGGCGUGACUGUCGCCACUGCGCCAUGGGUCGCCGAGCGUCACCCUGACAACUUCACUGACCCAGAGAAGUUCGCACCUGAGCGGUGGCUCGGUGCUGAGCGAUACAAAAACGACAAGCUGCAUGCUUCGCAGCCAUUCGGCUUGGGGGUACGGGCGUGUGUGGGAAAGAACUUGUCAUACUUCGAAGCGAGAUUGUUGAUGGGUCAAUUGAUCUGGAACUUUGACUUGUCGUUUGACGACAGCGCAGAGGCUGUGGCUGCGAGGAAGAAGUGGGAGGAAGCGGACAUGUUGGUGUGGCAUGUCUGGGUCAAGCCUCCAAUGCUGGUGAAGAUGACUCAAGUGAAGCAUUAG
Messenger RNA from Zasmidium cellare ATCC 36951, 1584 nucleotides. RefSeq lists its product as uncharacterized. The transcript is spliced from 5 exons. The record is from RefSeq and is a predicted model, not a curated record. The coding region runs from base 1 to 1584 and encodes 527 amino acids. Lineage: Eukaryota; Fungi; Ascomycota; Dothideomycetes; Mycosphaerellales; Mycosphaerellaceae. Gene Ontology annotation, molecular function: monooxygenase activity; heme binding; oxidoreductase activity, acting on paired donors, with incorporation or reduction of molecular oxygen.